AUGCAAAGAUGUUGAAUGCCAAAGCCAUGCAUUAAACCGGGAAUGAUGGAGUGUCACCAAAAAGAGGAAUGACAUGAUCGUACUUCUUUCGAUGGAGCAUUUGACUUUCCCGAGUUCAAGAAAGAUGUAUAGAUCUAGAAACCACCGUUGAAUCUAUUUAUAGCUAAGUAGUUGUGAUCCACGGAGCCUUAUGAGAAUUGGAAAGAUCCGUGCAUGGUAAUUUCAGCCUUGCUGCAAGGCUGGCAGUACCAUCUCUCCACGUGGAACGGGGAAAUCAUCGGCCUUCAUAUAAUCUGUUGAGUAGGAGCUCCAUGAAUCUUAACAUCAACCAAUAUGAAGUAUGUCCACAACACGCUUGACCUUCCUCUAUCCCACCCUCUUUCGUGCAAUUCGAGCUAGCGAACCUAUUACUCCAAGAGUACGAAUACAAUCCAGACGAGCAUCUCGCCCACAACGACCGAGACAAUUUUGCACAACGCAGAGUAGGAGGGAUGUCUUUGUGCAAAGACAUGGAAAAGCCGUAGAGCCUUUCCUGAAAGAGGGAGAGAAUGAAAGUAAUGUGAAAGUUUUUUUACCGGAGAAAGAAGUCGAGGAGGAAGAAGAGGAGGAGAAUACGAAGGGCGCGAAAGUGGGGAGGGAGUCACAGAAAAGCAGCAAACCAAAAGACAAUGAUGGAAUCGCAGAAAGGGGCCCUUCAUCUGCAUCGCCAUUAUCAGAAGAAACGCAAGCUGCUUCAACAACAGCUGGAGAUCCUGGAGUUACGGCUAGAUCUACUACCGCUCAAGGACCAGAACAAUUGACACCCCGUCAACAAGCUGCUGUGAAUACUGGGAAGAUGGCACCGCUGGAAACGGUAUUACAUAUGCCACCACCUGAGUCUGCCGAAGUUCAAAAUUCAUUAAAACCACCACAUUUACAGACACCACCUUAUGUUCAUCAUUUCGACACAUAUGCUUUAGUUCAGCAGGUUCAGCAAGGGGGGUUUACAAAAGAUCAGAGCAUUACUUCUAUGAAAGCAGUGAGAGAAUUGUUGGCGCUUAACUUGGAUGUUGCGAAAGAGGGUUUAGUUAGCAAGAGCGAUGUAGAAAACGUUAGUAAAAUAUUUGUCUAUUGUCACAUAUUUACUGACCCUUAAUCCCUAGGAAACCUACCUAUUCCGCGCUGCAUGCUCAGAAUUGAAAGCCGAAAUACAGAAUAAUCGUAAAGCAAACGAGGAGAAGAUGCGCCGGGAACGGACAUUGCUGCAACAUGAAGUUGACAUAUUGAAUCAAAAGCUUACUCAAGAGCUACUCAUCCUCAAAGAUGAUUUGAAAGGAAUGUUCGACGAUCGUAAAAUGACUGUACGACAAGAACAACGUACAAUGGAAACUGGAGUAUGCACCCUUUAUUCUCACCUUCACAAUGACUAACAAAACCACAGAUCCAAGAACUAAACUACAAAAUCACUGUCAUGCUAAACAGCGACGCGAAAUCCGAAAUAGAAGGGCUUCGAUGGGUCCUCACACGAAGAUCAGUAAUGGGAAUAUUAUUCAUGGCAUUCAUGGUCCUAACAAGCCUAAGAUACGCAAGCUACAAGGCUCACGAGCACGAGGAAAGAAGAAGAAAAGAAGCAGAAAUCCAUACGAAACACGAUGAACAUAUUCAGGAUUUACCAUCCCAAGGAGCAGCGGAGAUAUUAGCUGCUAACUAGAAGGCUGUGAUGUGAUGUGAUGGGAUGGGAUGGUAUGGGUCGAUUGUUGAUGUUUGAGAUACCUUGUAUAUGUUGUUGUUGCUGCUGCGCUGCAUUUUUGAAUUUUUUUCAUGAAUUGUAUGAGUAUACCCGACAUAUAAAUUUAUACCUGGUACCUACCUACCUAUCUAUAUAACAUUUUCCUGCUUUGGUACUAGUUAGUGUC
This is a messenger RNA of Sclerotinia trifoliorum, 1895 nucleotides long. The record is from the annotation of a GenBank genome assembly. NCBI's taxonomy places the organism in Eukaryota, Fungi, Ascomycota, Leotiomycetes, Helotiales, Sclerotiniaceae.